Molecule: messenger RNA, 1057 nt
Organism: Dreissena polymorpha
Lineage: Eukaryota; Metazoa; Mollusca; Bivalvia; Myida; Dreissenidae
Exons: 5
Coding region: 357-821 (154 amino acids)
Source: RefSeq, a predicted model, not a curated record
AAAUCUUUAUCCAUGUAAAAUCUUUACAUGCAGUAACGAUUCAGAAGGCUUACCAAACACAAGUUACGUAAUAUAUUUCAGUUCUUCGUUGAAAAAUAAACAAAUAACAUUUAUUAAAUAGAUAAAUACAAAAUAAUACAAAAAUACAUACAUACAUAAAUAAAUAUAUGAAUAAAUAAUAGGACUUUGGUUAAGAACAAAAAUGUUAUUUAUUCAGCAAUUCAUGGUUCGGCCUGUAUCAUCGAUUACGAUUACAAGAUGUGGCAUAUUUUCACGGCAUCGUGCACCGCUCUUCGCGACAGGAGGAAGAUCGUCUGGAACACACAAAUGAUCUGAAAGGCGCGCGCACCGUUGACAUGGUAACGGUGGUAACGAUUGCAAAAGACAACAACCUCAGGGUGUGGGAUCGAUCCCGGGACAAAAAGAGGACCACAGAUCGGCAGGCCAAAUCGAGACGUGUUUCACUGGACCACCAGGAUGCGUUGUUCGUGACCGGCAGUGCGGGAGAGGACUCGCCGAACAUAGUCGGCGUGUAUGAUGUCGGCAGACUGGAAUACCGCGCCAUCCGAGAACUUAAGGCGGCCUGCAAUGCAAACACGAGGUUUUACGAAGCAGACAACAGAUCAGUGGUCAUGGAAAUUUACGAUAAGUUUUACUUGUUUGACCUUGAAAAAAUGGACGUCAGCAUCGUGUUUCUGGGUCGAGUAGUCGAUACACGAGUGUUUAUCUUGACCAAACGGAAGCAACUCCUCGUGACGUCACGUUUUGUCACGUUUUGGCAAGAACGUGAAACUGUACAACAUCACAAACGGCUGCAUUGACGACAUAAUAAAAACUGGGCACAAGAAGGAGAUCUACCAAGCUGUGGUGAACGAUCCGGGAAGGCUUGCUGCAGUGACGGUAGUUUUUGGACCUGUAGUGUUGAUGGAUCUUGUCACUCACUCUCGCAUGUAUGAGAUCUCAAACAGUACGUUCAGGAGAUGCGAAAGUAUCUUUACCUCUCAGAAUUAAACAUACGUUGGAAUUUCGCGGCAUAUAUCGUACAAUAUAUUUUAAU